Messenger RNA from Triplophysa rosa, 1106 nucleotides. It is a transcript of the gene ssbp1, whose product is annotated as single-stranded DNA binding protein 1. The record is from RefSeq and is a predicted model, not a curated record. Gene Ontology annotation, biological process: mitochondrial DNA replication; positive regulation of helicase activity. Gene Ontology annotation, cellular component: mitochondrial nucleoid. Bases 161 to 631 code for a protein of 156 amino acids. The transcript is spliced from 6 exons. Lineage: Eukaryota; Metazoa; Chordata; Actinopteri; Cypriniformes; Nemacheilidae. Gene Ontology annotation, molecular function: single-stranded DNA binding.
CCGAAUUUUUCUUAGCUUAGUCUUUUUUAUUACAAUAGCAAAGAUUGUAAAGACUACAAAGUAUUAGUUCUAAGCGUUUAAAAAACAUUAGAUAUGUGACAUAUCAUAUGUCUUAUAAACGCGAUUAGCUUUGGGCCACGGGACCAUCCACGAAGCAGAGAUGUUGAGAAAUGCCUCCGCGCAGAUACUUAAACAGUUCGUCAGACACAGAUCUACAGAUACAAGUCUGAUAUUGGAGAGAUCUAUUAACAGGGUCCAGCUGCUAGGGCGGGUGGGGCAAGACCCUGUUAUGAGACAGGUGGAGGGCAGAAACCCUGUCACCAUCUUUUCUAUGGCUACAAAUGAGAUGUGGCGUUCAGGAGAGGGUGAAACUACAAGUGCAGUUUUUUGUGUUUGGAUUUUGCAGAUGUCAGCCAGAAAACAACAUGGCACAGAAUUUCUGUAUUCAAACCUGGCCUCAGAGAUGUGGCGUAUCAGUACGUCAAAAAAGGGUCCCGAAUUCUUGUCGAAGGAAAGCUUGACUAUGGUGAGUAUGUGGAUAAAAACAAUGUCAGGCGACAGGCAACCACUAUUGUCGCAGGUCAGUCUUCAGUUCUUCUUUACCACUGACUCUUAUGUCAGCAGGUUUUAAUUGCUCACUAUUCUUUUAUAUUUUGUAUAACUAGUCGAGAUGUACUAUAUUUUUUUCUCUUUCCACAGAUAACAUUGUCUUUUUAAGUGAAAAUGUACGAGACCAGUUGUGAAGAAGCUUUCUCAGACUUUUCACAGGAACCAAAAGAAGAUGGAAGAUAUUUUGGAUAGUUACUCUGCUUAAAACACGAGUAACCUUGUGCCUGCCCUUAACAGUUGUACAAUAACAAAAGAAAUGUUGAUUGUAUGAUUGUGACAUGACAGAGGGCCCCAGUGCAAUGCACUUUGUCAUGUAAACUCCAGCCCCAUAAACUGUAUUGGACUCUUUGUAACAAAAUGCUAAAUUUUCUCUUCUAAAACAUAAAAUUGUUGUACACCAUUAUGUGGAAUUCUGUUGAACCGAAUCUUUUUCUUUUUUUUUUGUUGUUGUCAUGUUUGUCUUUUCGUACUUAAAGGGUUACUAAUUCUUACGCUCA